AUGAUUGAAAUUUGGGUUUGGACAAAAGAGGAGGAUGUUAACAACCAACUUUGCUGCACUCUCUCAGGUGAGCACGACUUGCUUGCUUGCAUGGUUGUCAAUAUUGUCGGAUGGUGGACAAAACACGACUGGCUGGUUACAUGUGACAUUUCAGAGACUGUACAACUAUCACCGAUGGAAGUGGAGGGUACAGACGGUCACAUUUACAAUAUGUGUCGACAGGCAGUCAUUCGAAUAGUCAAUGCACAACUAUUCUCUACGAUCAACAUUUCACCCGACUAUAACGGAUACCGAAACUAUUCGUCUACAUCGAUGGAGGGUCUAUUAUAUAUCCCCGCUACUCCCUUUUCACCCUAUUACAAUAUCAGCGCAUACAGUCCGAGAUGUCCCGGCAAAGAAUUUAAACUACUCGUACCUUACAAGACACCUCAUCUCCCAUCCAUUCCCUAUGGACUAUGUCCCUACUCUUUUGUAAACUAUUCUCUGUCUAGUAUGAACAGUAGCGGUACCAACACAGUCUUUGCCGCAAGAAUGUCGACAGACCAACCAUUUUCUAAAGAUAAUCUAUCAUUCACAGUGCCUUUUGGCAAUGUUGUUUUCAACGUUCAAUUAGAAACAGGGAAACAAUGCGAUAUUUCUCAAUACUCUUCAACAAAUCCUUUUGUUCAAUAUCCACCAACAUUUACAAUUCAACCUUCAAGUUGUUCAUCAUUUGAUGGAUCUAUAUCACUUUUCAAUGUUAGUGGAUUUAGUGAUUUAAAAUUGUAUAAUGAUACGUCUAAUCAAUAUACAGUAAACAAUACAUUUAAUGGAUUUAUGUCGGUUAGAGGAGGACGAGAUUAUAUGUUUGAAUUUCGUACAUGGAAUUGUGGAGUACAAAGGGUACCUGUAACAGUACCAACUACGACGCCAUCAAUUGAAAUCACAUUUACACCAGUUAAAUCACAAAUGGGAUAUGUACAAGUCAAUUAUAUGGUUCGAGUUGGAAACACUACGAUGACAACUUUUACAAACACUACAUUUUUUCAAACAUUUGAUGAUCGAAAUCAAACCAUUUCUCCCUUGUCACCGUCCAACUCUAGUAUUGUCAUUUUAUUAAACAACAGAGACUAUAGAGUAACUUGGAUAGAUGUUAACAACACCAGCAACAACUAUGGAUGUGGACAAAUUUCACAAACAUUUAAAACACCACGUCCUGUGAUGCCAAUUAGUUUCAAGUUGUCAAGAUUCCCACAGAGUUGUAGUGAUGGUGUGGUAGCCACAGUAGAAGGUAUGGAUAAAAGUAGUGUACGACCAUAUGGAUUUGUGGUAUCCUCCAACAACACAUUCUUGGCUUAUUUAGGGAUAUCCUAUGUAUUGAUGCCAAUCAAUUCAAACGAUAUGCCACUAUUAAAUUUUACCGUGCCAACUGCCAAACCAGUCUAUGAGAUUAUAAAAUCUCGUCAAGAUUGCCUUGGUUCAAUAUCACUCAAUAUUGUCAAUUACCUAGAGUUUAAACAACCACUACAAUUGGUAUCUUCUCAAACUGGUUCCACCACUCUACUCUCAUCCAAUGGAAACUUUUCCAUUCUCUCACCUGGUAAUUAUAGUUUGAUUAGUACUAUAGUAGGUUCUAGUUAUACCGAUUGUGUCAAGCCAGUAACCACCACAAUCAUAAUAGAUCCCCUGGAACCAUUCAACUCUAGUCAAGUAUCGUUUACUGUUGACACUGCAGGAUACUAUGACCAAUUCUGUCCAUUCAAUGCAACUUCUAUCAAAGUUACACCUCAAUUGGAAAAUGUCACCUUCUCACCAACCUUUAUACCUACCAAUACCUAUUUCCCCAAUCGAAGAUAUACCAUUCCUCUAAAACUUGGUCAUUGUAGUAAUCAAAAUUUAACUUUUGUUUCUCCUUCAUUUACAGCAGUACCUGUAGGAGUAGUCAUUGCACAAAGUCAAAAUUGUACAUAUGGAUCACCUCGUGGAACUAUUAUUAGAGUGUAUUCAUAUGUAAAUAGAACACAUACAUUAUAUGCAAAUAAUAUUCUAGUUAAAGAAUCAAGUCCCUCUCAUUAUAAUCUGACCGGUAUGACUGGAAAUAUAUCAUUGUCAUUUGUAUAUGAUAAUGCAUGUGCUUAUAAUACUUCAAUUAGUAUUCCAAAUAUUGAUCAACCAUAUAUUUUAAUUAAACCACAACAAUAUCAUAACAGUUGUAAUGAUUUAAAUGGAAAGAUAACCGUUCCAGAUUAUAAAAGGUACACUUUGUUAAGAGGAAAUGGAGAGGAUUUUGAAAAAGGUGAGUUGGAGGCAUCAGGACCUGUCACCAUAGAAUAUGUUAGUAAUUGUUCAUCGGGAACAUUUAAUGUAUUUGUUCAAACCGAUACCGUUGGCAUGGUAUAUGGUAUGAAUGUGGUGAGAUAUCCAUCUUGCAGUUCGACUCUAAAUGAUGGAGUGUUUCAACUGAGUCUCAAUUCAACAAAGGGACUACUACUCGCUACAAAUGUUACCUUUGACAAGGGUAAUGCAUCAUUUAGCUAUGAUUAUCAAUACAUCUAUUCUCUUCCACCAUUUCAAAGAAUACAUGUACUAGCUCAAGCCAAUUAUUGUUAUUUUGAUUUUGCUGUUGAAACUGCUACCCUAUCACCACAAUUUAAUUGGACAAUAGCCAUAGAACCUUUAUCAAGUCAAUCAGAAGAUGGUGUUGUUUUAAUUGAUUUUUCAAGACAGGUAUUCUCACUAGACUCGAUAAAGAUGGUAUCUGGUGCACCCAAUUCAUCACUACUCUUUUCGCCCAACCACGCGACACUAAGAAGUUGGGUUUACGGUCUUGCUCUAGACCGAGAGACUGUUUUGGAAAUUGGAUACAAUCAUUAUUGUAAAUCAUAUAUUACCAUUGGUUUUAAUAAAACUACUCAACCACCAGAAUAUAAACUUGUACAACCAUGUGGAAAUAUGAAUUGGAUUAUUGAAUUUCCCAAUUAUAAUCCAUAUGUGUAUAGAAUAAUGGUUGGACCUGAAAACAUUGUACCGUCUUGGGAGGGUAUGGUGACAAUACCAAUUCUUCCAUCUCAGAAUGCAUCAAUCCAAAUUAAAUGGACACAUAUUCUAACGGGAUACUCUUCGGUGAUUGUGGUGGAGCCGCCUGCUCCGAUGUUUGCUAUCUACCCGUAUAUCUCGAAAGAGACGUGUUUGGGUAGUUGUGACGCCAGUAUUAUCAUGGGUACAAACAACUCGAUUUACCUGCUGCCUACAGACUCUCGACAAGUCUUGACAAGCGCACCGAUUAAUCGUCUGACCAAUGGAAACUACUACUACUACGAGUCGGAUUUAACCAACCCUUACUGUAACUCUCAAUUCAUAUUAUCUGUACAGAGUGAUGAACCUACCGUCACAGUCUACUCUGAUGAAGGAUGUUCAAUGUUGGAUGGAAGGAUCAAUAUUGAAUCACACUCUUUAAAGCCACUCAACCUAAUGAUUGCAACCAAUAACAGUGGUAAUGUGUACUAUGGAAAUAGUAUUACUGGGUUACCAGAGAAUACGUUCCAACUCAAUGUAUCGAUUACACAGCAAUUCUGUCGAAGAGCAUUCCCACCGACCAAUGUCCGUGUUCGAGUCACCAACCUAAACGUCAUCACCGAUACCAAUGUAUGCGAACAAAUGGUGGUUCAACCAACUGGAGGUUCGUCAAACUAUGUCAUCUCCAUCCCCGAGUCUGAACUAGCCGCCAACAAUGUCUCUGGAUAUGUAUUUAAAAAGCUACGAAGCAAACAAUACACCGUCUACAUUGCCGAUGCCGAUAGAGGAUGUAAAUUCCAAAAAGAUGUAACUGUUAUGAAAUGUCCUGAUGGUUAUUCAAUUGAUAAUCAUUCUAAUAGAUUGUUACCAUCUUCAUCAUCAUCAUUCCUAAUUAUAUUGAUGACUAUGUUGUUCAUAGGGUUGACAACCCUAUGA
This is a messenger RNA of Cavenderia fasciculata, 3930 nucleotides long. RefSeq lists its product as uncharacterized. Bases 1 to 3930 code for a protein of 1309 amino acids. Lineage: Eukaryota; Evosea; Eumycetozoa; Acytosteliales; Cavenderiaceae. The record is from RefSeq and is a predicted model, not a curated record. The transcript has 8 exons.